GUACUAUGCUACUGCAACUUCUUACAAAACCCUUAAACCCUAAGUUUACAAAGUUUUCAUAAACUGCACUCGUCUAAAAUUUCUCACAAAUCAAUCAAUUAUUUCCAAUUUCAAGGAAUUUACGUUCGCUCUACAGGUAGGUUAUCAGUAGACUGUAAAGUAAGCAGAUGGCUCUUUUUAGAAUUGCAAAACGACCACUUAAGAUGUUUCUUUACAACCAAAUUAGCACUGCCGGUUACCAUACACAUGGAAACUCUACUUGGGCAAGCCAUUGGACUCCCAUAUCAAAGUCUACAGAAAUCAAGGACUUAUUUUCGAUCAGAUAUGCCAACCCAACAGUUGCAUUUUUAUCAAUUUCAAGACAGUUCAGUGAUCAAGCUCCUGCAGCAUCAGGGCAAAUGAAUCUCAUUAGGCAAUUAAGAGAACGAACUAGUGCUCCCAUAAAGGAUGUCAAGUUAGCUCUUGUUGAUUGCAAUUGGAACAUUGAGGAAGCACAGAAGGAGUUGAGGAAAAGAGGGAAAGUUCUAGCAUCAAAAAAGUCAUCCCGAACUGCUACUGAGGGUUUACUUGCUUUAGCACAAAGUGAGGGCAAAGCUGCUGUAAUUGAACUUAACUGUGAGACUGAUUUUGUUGCCAGGAAUGAGAUAUUUCAGUACUUGGCCUUAUCUCUGGCAAAACAAGCAUUAUUGGCUGAAAAUGUUUUGCAGCAGGCUUCUGGGGUCUAUACUGUUGGACCUGAGUACUUGGAGGGUUUACAAUUGAAUCUCAAGCAUCCAAAAAUAAGUGGAGAAACAACUGUUCAGAAUGCAAUUACUGAAGUGGCUGCAAUGAUGGGGGAGAAUGUAAAACUGAGAAGGGGUGUUCUAAUGUCUGCAUCUUUACCAGGGGUCAUUUCAACCUACCUCCACACAAGCUCUCAACCAGGUUUGGGUCGUAUAGCUGGACUUGUUUCUCUUAAAAUAGAGGAUGAAAAGUGUCUGCUGGAUCCUUUACAGCGUGUUGGAUCAGAAUUAGCAAUGCAUGUAGUUGCUGCAAAGCCAUUAUUCUUGGCAAAAGAUUCAGUGUCUUCUGAUGCAUUAGAGAAUGAACGAGAGGUUCUCAAAUCUCAGGCAGAAAGUACGGGAAAGUCUCAGAUGGCUGUAGAAAAAAUGGUAGAAGGUCGUUUGCGUAAAUACUAUGAAGAAGUUGUUCUUCUGGAGCAAAAGUUUAUCAUGAAUGAUACUUUAAAUAUAAAGACACUUUUGGAUAAUCUAUCCAAGGAAGUAGGCUCACCUGUGACGGUUGGGAAUUUUUUCAGAGUGGAAGUAGGAGAGGGAAUUCAGAGGCUAGAGGUUGCCAGUUCAGAUGAACCUGUGGCUUGAGCAGCAUAGUAUGAGAUGAUACCGGCCCUAAAUAUGUGAAAACUCACAAAGAUAAGAUUUUACUCUUUAGAUGUCACAUCAGAGAGGCUCUUUUAUCCUUCUUGCAUCUUUGGGUGAUCUUAGUAUGUUUCCGUACGCUCCCUCAUGUUACUUAAUGCCCAAAAGAGCCUUUUUUUUUUUGUUUUUUAAGUUGAUGGAUGCAAUUGUGUAUUACUGAUACUGAACACUUCUCAUUGUCCUUAUUGACUGAAUUUUGCCCCCAGUGAAAAAUAAUAAAACUAUUAUUGCUUGUAGCAGUUUGUUUA
Molecule: messenger RNA, 1666 nt
Organism: Mangifera indica (mango)
Lineage: Eukaryota; Viridiplantae; Streptophyta; Magnoliopsida; Sapindales; Anacardiaceae
Product: elongation factor Ts, mitochondrial
Exons: 9
Coding region: 168-1361 (397 amino acids)
Biological process (GO): mitochondrial translational elongation
Cellular component (GO): mitochondrial matrix
Molecular function (GO): protein binding; translation elongation factor activity
Source: RefSeq, a predicted model, not a curated record